This is a messenger RNA of Pocillopora verrucosa, 2566 nucleotides long. The record is from RefSeq and is a predicted model, not a curated record. Lineage: Eukaryota; Metazoa; Cnidaria; Anthozoa; Scleractinia; Pocilloporidae.
ACUUCAGCUUUAAAGACUUCCAUCAUAGGCCAAACGGAGUUCCAACCCAAACUGCUUGCCUCUCGCACGAUUACCAACGCGAAAACAGACGAAAUAUUCAUUAAUCUUCUCAUGCAACAUGGAAGAAAAGCCCUGAUCAAGAAUGACGAGACAUGUUAUUCAAGGAGAAAAGUGCUUGAGUACUACGGAAAAGUUAGCGGUACCCCAGUCAAGCACUCUAGUGAAAUAUUUCUUGGCGUGAUUGAUGAUCAGGAAAGUGCUAAUUCUAUUCUUGUCGUUGGAAAAGCAGGGAUUGGGAAAUCCCUGUUUUGCCAAAAGGUGAUUCGCGAUUGGGCGAACAACAAAUUACUUCAAGCACUAGAAAGCAGUGAAUUUCCCAAUUUAAAGUUUGUGUAUUUGCUCACUUUCCGUCAAUUGAAUUUGCUUGAAAAUAACUAUGUGACAUUAAGAGAAAUCUUAAAUUGUUCUUCGGUACUGGAUGACACAUGUAACAUUGAUGACUCAACAUUUGAGUACAUUGUAAAUCAUCCCAGGGAAGUAAUGAUAAUUCUCGACGGCUAUGAUGAGUAUUCUCAGAAAACCAACAUCGCUGGAAACUCGGAAGAACAGCAUCCCAAUAACGCUAAACGUAAAAUGCCGGUGGCCGCAUUGUGUUCAAAACUCAUCAAAGGAAAAAUCUUGAAAGGGGCUAUCGUCAUGAUUACCUCGCGUCCUGAUGAAUCGGACAAGUUGGGAGGAAUCUGUUUUAAACGUUACGUGGAAAUUGCAGGAUUUUCGUCAAAACAAGUCAAAAGAUACAUUGAGAAAUACUUCAAGAAAAACGAAAAUAUGAAGAACGUUGUACUUAAACAUGUCAUGAACAAUGAGAACCUUGUCAGUUUUGCUCAUAUUCCUAUGCUCUGUUAUCUGUUGUGCUUUGAGAUGGAGUAUACCCUAACCGAAUCAGAAAAUCCUGAUGACCUUCCUGUCUCAACAACCGACGUUUACACCAAACUUAUUGAAAUAUUUGAACUUAAGCACUACGCCGAGUCAGAAUACAGACAGAAAGAAAUUCCUGAGCAAUUCAAGGCCCCUCCUGUCAUCAAGAACACUUUAGAUAAAUUAUCAAAGCUAGCGGCUAAACUGUUGGUUGAAAGAAAGCCAACUUUUGAUGAAAGGGAGAUGGAAGGCGAUUUUGAAGCGGAAGAAGUCAGCAAACUGAAAGGUAGCGGUCUUCUUUACUGUGGUCAGCCUUUCAGGACUGCACUGAUUACAACCACGAAGCACUUUAGCUUCACACAUCUAACCGUCCAAGAAUUCUUAGCUGCUCGUUGGUUCGUUAAGGAAAAUCGCGUUCCAGACGAAGAAUGCUCUGAAAUGGUUUUCCAAUUUUUUGCUGGCGUGUUAUCAAGUGAGGGAAACGAAGAACUGAUGAAAAAACUAUUAAAUUCGCCCUUUAUGCAUCGUAAUCUUAAAAUGACGUGUCUGACUGAGUAUCAAAACAAAGAAUUUGCCAAAAAAUUCAUCAGGAAUAAUCCGCAAGCGUUUUGUAAUUCAGAUGGCGUCAUGGCUUUUAUGGGUUUAUCAGAUAUGGACUGCAUUGGAGUAUCAUUUGUGUUGGACAUUAUGAGUGAACUAAAUAAAGAGGAAGCUGGAGGGGCACAACACAAAUGUUCUGAUAAGUUCGUCACAGUUCAGAAGUUACAACUUAGAGAAUCACAGCUAACACUGUCUGGAAUACAACGAGUCUGUAAUUCACUAAACAAUGAACACUGUCUUGUGUCUGAACUGGAAUUAUUCGAGAUUUACUCUACUGAUGAAUGUGUUGAUGUUAUUAAUAGAUUAGUAGUAAGGAAGUUAACCAAAUUAAGUCUAGUGAUCACUAAGAUCACUGAUACCGGUGUGGCCAGUCUAUGUGAAGCUUUACAGCAUCCAAGCUGUAAGCUAACCACACUAAAUCUGCAGGGUAUUUCUAUCACUGAUACCAGUGUUGCCAGUCUAUGUGAAGCUUUAGAGCAUCCAAACUGUAAGCUAACCACACUAAUUCUACAGGAAUAUAACAUUGCUGAUACCGGUGUCGCCAGUCUAUGUGAAGCUUUACAGCAUCCAAGCUGCAAGCUAACCACACUAAAUCUGGGGUGUAGUUCUAUCACUGAUACCAGUUUUGCCAGUCUAUGUGAAGCUUUACAGCAUCCAAGCGGCAAGCUAACCACACUAAAUCUGGGGUGUAGUUCUAUCACUGAUACCAGUUUUGCCAGUCUAUGUGAAGCUUUACAGCAUCCAAGCUGUAAGCUAACCACACUAAAUCUGACUUCGUCUCUUAGUUCUGAAUAUCGCGAAAUUCUUAAAGCUAUAACUCAGAGACACCGACCAGCUUUAAACCUGUCUUUUGAGGGUAUUCUAAAUCUUAUAUAGUUUCAUCAAUUUUUAGUUGAUUUUUGUAUUUAAACAAAAUAAAUAGUUGCAAGUCAAAUCUUAAUUUUGGGUCAAAGAGACUUACCAGGUAGACGAAGUAUUUUUAAUCACCAGAGUGAAAAAUAACGCUUAAUGUAAAUAGAACCGCAAAUAUUUUGUAAUAAAAGGUUUU